AUGGCUGGCUCCAAGACCAAGAAGUCUGGUGAAUCCAUCAACCAGAAGCUCGCUCUGGUGAUGAAGUCGGGCAAGUACGUCCUCGGCUACAAGAGCACCCUCAAGGCGCUGCGCUCUGGCAAGGCCAAGCUCGUCAUCCUGGCCAGCAACACCCCUCCUCUCCGCAAGUCUGAGAUUGAGUACUACGCUCUCCUCAGUCGCUCCCUCGUCGAGCACUACAAGGGUGACAACAUUGCCCUCGGUACCGCUUGCGGCAAGUACUUCCGUGUCUGCACCAUGGCCAUCACUGACGCUGGUGACUCGGACAUCAUCCGCUCCGUCGCUGAUGCCCAAUAA
This is a messenger RNA of Monosiga brevicollis MX1, 336 nucleotides long. RefSeq lists its product as uncharacterized. The record is from RefSeq and is a predicted model, not a curated record. The transcript is spliced from 2 exons. Gene Ontology annotation, molecular function: structural constituent of ribosome; RNA binding. Lineage: Eukaryota; Choanoflagellata; Craspedida; Salpingoecidae. Bases 1 to 336 code for a protein of 111 amino acids. Gene Ontology annotation, cellular component: cytosolic large ribosomal subunit.